CACCCACUUCCUGUUCACGGCAGCAAACAAACAUGGCGGCCACCAUGGAGCUGAGAUGCUGGGGAGGUGAUUGGGGUUUGCCUUCCGUCCACACAGAGUCUCUCAUAGUGCUGGCCUAUGCCAAGUUCUCUGGAGCCAAGAUCAUAGUAACUCCCAUAGACUGGACGUGGAAGACAUUGACAGGCACGGUGCCAGAGUUGGUCUGCCAGGGAUCCACAAUAACCGAACCUGCUCAGAUUCUCAACUUCCUGAGAAAACAGAGGUUUAAUGCAGACUAUGAGUUGUCGGCGAGGCAGGGAGCAGACACCAUGGCCUACAUCGCUCUACUGGAGGAGAAACUACGACCAGCCCUGUUACACACGUUCUGGGUGGAUGCUGAGAACUAUGCUAACCUGACUCGGCCGUGGUUCGCCUCCCGCUCUCCCUUUCCCCUCAACUUCCUGGUCCCUGGUCGCCAUGCCAGCAUGGCCCUGUCCCGGAUCCUGCUGACCAAGGGAGAGUCUCCUCUACACACCAUCACUGAGGUGGAGGGAAAGAUCUACAGUGAAGCUAAGGAGUGUCUGAAUCUGCUUUCCCACAGAUUGGGGACGGCCUACUACUUCUUUGGGAACACGCCAUGCAGUCUGGAUGCGUUUGUGUUUGGCUUUGUAGCUCCCCUCCACAAGGCUAGUCUACCCAGCAGCCCUCUGCAGAGCCACCUCAGACAGCUGGACAACCUCCAGCGCUUCUGUGACCACAUACUCAACGCUCACUUCAGCAGUCAUCCCGGGUCUCCCCAGCCUGUUCAGGAGACGGUGGAUGCCAACCUGCAGAAACUCACUCAGCUUGUAAACAAAGAGUCCAACCUCAUAGAGAAGAUGGAUGACAACCUGAGGAGCAGCCCUCAGCACAAACCCCUCAGAGUAGACCCCAGACCCAGCCUGGGCAACAACAAGAGCUCUACCCCUGCCUAACCCCUAACCACUCACCUCUAGCCCUUGACCUCUCACCCCCGACCAGCCUGGUGGAUGGGAGGGGUGCUGUAUUAUACUGAACCUGGUUCAAAUACUGUAAAUGCCCUAGCCUGAGUGCCAGUCUGUUUUUACUAGCAUGCCAACUCUUUCUUACUCAUUGACAAGGACAGCAAUGGAGUUGGCAAGAGCACAAACAGAUCUGGGAUCAGGCUACAAAUACCCCAGGUUAUCCUUUAAAUUAUGCAUUUGAUUGUUUUAGACAGUUUAUGCCUUGCAUGUGUAAUUAAAACUGCCCUGAAUGGAAACUGUCAGUGAAGUAUAAUAAUGGCAAAAUUGUGAAAUGCAUGGGGAAAGUUUGGAAAAGGGAAACGUUUUAGUGGUUUAGAGCGGAAUGCUGAGGACUGCUACCAAAUGAGAAGCCUUUAGAACAUUGAAAGGCAAGAGGCAGGAAAUGAGAAGGCCAGUUGGUUAAAAACGCUCUGAGAGAGAGCUAUAAUAAUGACUUUCUACUGACCUGCUGUUUCUUUCAUUUAUUUUUCAACCCUUUUCUAACAGAUUCUAAAGGAUUGAAAUGACUGAGGCCCCAAUUCAUUCAAACCUGCAUUGUAGUAUGUAUUAACACAGGAACAUGUUUUCUUUUCUGUAGUCAGGUAAUACAAAUGCAAAACUCCCCCCACAGGUACAUGUACUGUAGAUGCUCUCAGGUUUCAGAAAUAAGUUGUGUUCAUGAGCAGUAGUCGUGUAAACAAGGUUACUGCAUAAACACUACUAUGGCAGGUUUGAUUGAAUUUGUUCAUAGUUAAGGGCUAAAUGUAUGCCAAGUAUAUAAUGCAAUUAUUCUAUAGCUCUAGGGUAUAAUGAAAAUAAAAAUGCAUGGGACACUUAUAUUUAUGUUUGUAAUGAACAGUACAGGUUGAAUUUCUGCAUCAUUUUGAGAGAUUCUGGUGUAAAUUAGGUCAUUACUGACAGGCAGGCACUGACACUGAUCUACUUGUAGUUGCUGUUGCACAAUCCUAAAUGAUCAGAAUAAUGCUCUUUCCUCACCUGAGGACUGAUUCAACCAUUUCUCUGCUGAGACUAGAAUUACAUCCCAAAUGGCACCCUAUUCCCUAUAUAGUGGGCUACUUUUGACCAGAGUGCUAUGGGCCCUGAUCAAAAGUAGUGCACGAUAAAGGGAAUACAUUGCCUGAAACAGGUUUUCCUCUAGGAUUUUGCGUGCCCUUAGCUGCAUUUCUUGCUGUCUGUGGUGUUUCCAUGCAGACCUGCUGUAUCUAUGUACAUAAUCAUUAACAGUUAGGAUUACUUUAUGAGGGCAUGUGCUGUAUAGCUGUCUAGUUUAAGAUCAUUUGUGUUCAUAUAAUACAAUGCAGAUUUAGUUAGUUAGGAUGUCGCUUAUUUUACUGAGGGAGAUGUCUAAGCCUAAAGUUUUCCCUUUAACAAAUAGAUCAUCUUUACAACUGUUGUGUUAAAUUAGCAGUGUAAAUAGACUUAAGUAUAUAUGUACAGUAUGUGUGCUAUCAUAUCUCUGUAGAAGUUACCUAAUUUAAUGAGCUAUAAUCCUGCCUCUUCAUUAACAGAUUAAGUAGUUGUGAUCUUAACUUUGUAUAAUUGUAAAUACAUUUAAAUACUAAUCCAAUGCAUAUCAUUCAGCAUUGUUCCUUUAUAACAGUGCUGCUUAGAUGAUUACAGUUCAACUCUCCUCACAUGUGUUUUCAUUCUUUAGCUAAGACUGAAGUGAGUUAUUGACUACAGUUGGGGUUAAUUUAUAAAACGUGUUUUAGAUUAUUGUUCGGCAGUAACACUACAUUUGUAUACUGUCCUAUGAAGGCAAAAUGCAGUAACUACGUAUUUUCUUUUACUGCAAAAUCUGACUUCAGUCUUUUUCUGUCAAGACAGACAGCAAUUUCUGAUACUCCAUGAUAUAUUCUGAUCAACUGGCUUGUUCUUGUGUCAGGAAACUAAAUACCACAUUAAUCAGAUAAUAUACCUGGCCAUUACAACAGAUCAAAGAUUUUUGACCAAAUUUGUAGUUAUUCCAUUUUGCCUUUGUAGGGCAGUAGAUUGUGAGGUAUUUUACUUUCGAUAUCAAUUCAUCAAGUCUGAUCUCUAAUUCAUACAAAGAAAAAGGUGUAAUGGGUUCGCAUAAAGCUUACUUCAUUAUUCGAUUUUUACAAUUAUUUUCUCUUUUGAUCUCUAAUUCACCCCAUGUUGUGGAAUUGUUUUUGUAAAGAUUUGUUUUGUUUGAUCAUGAUUUUGUCUAUAUUAGUUAUGUUUUGCUCUACCUACAUCACCAUCUCCUUGUCUAUUAUGAGCACGUCAUUUUAUUUGGGAACAUGCCUUGCAUUGGACAAUGAUGGAGAACUCUGCUAACAUACUGUAUGUCAGAAGUAUGUCAUUACUGUAUGUUUGAAGUAUGUCAUUACUGUAUGUUUGAAGUAUGUCAUUUGUCUCCCAGUGACAUCCAGAGCCAUAUAUUUAUAUGACUCUGGUGACAUCCAGCAUCAGCUACUGUAAUACUGGCUCUAUUCACCUGAAUGUUCCAUGUUGUUUCCUGUGCUUUGUCUUUGCUGUUGUUUGUUGUUUACUUCCUUUGUUGACCGAAUUAACAGUGACUGUUCAGUGCUUAAAGGGAAUGUAUCCAUUAAGUGAAUAUUGUUCACUUCAUGGAUACAUUCCCUUUAAGCACUACAGAACUAGUUACAACUUUUUUCAUCAUUUUUUUGUUUUUGGUUUGUGUAAAACAACCAUAUUUGGGGGGAAAUACAUGUAUAGGACAAAGGGAGACAGUAUUAGGAAGGACUGGUACUGUGUGUCUUGAUAAGACUGCAGAAGGGAUUGUAUAGCUGUAAACUACUGUAACCAACUUUAUCAGAUUAAACUCAUGUUUGGAAUUGUAAUAACACUAUUGUCAAUUUUUUUCGAGAUCAGAAAGUCACAGUUAGGAUUUGGCCCAUUGUCCUUAGCUGGUCAAUACUUUAAGUUAAGGCAACAUUAGCAAGUUCAUUCACCUGAGGUUUUGUGAUGGUAUCAAAAACAUAUAAUUAUAACCAUGAUAUUGACAUUGUAAUACGUUAUCAUAUUCCUGGUUCAUUCUUUGUGCAUGGUUGCAAAUGAAUACUUUCAUUUCAAUUUAAUAAAAGUAUAAUCUAACCACCUAUUUAAUUAGAGUCUGUUGUGAAAUGAAGAACAACCUAAUUUACAAAAUACAAAAAUUGCCAAUUGCCCCUCUCCUCUUCCCUGCCUCUCACUCGCUCUCCUCUCUGGCUGUGUUGUGGCUGGGUGGGUAAAUGUCCUUUUUGUUUUGUCUUGGCAAUCAUCCCGGAAAAUAAAAGUGAUUAAACCGUUGGGAAGUUAUGCAAAGCCCUGACCUCAGAAAUAACCCUAUUUGUCUGUCAUUAAAACUGAUAGAGGACUUUACUAGCCUGGUGCCCAUGUGUUUCUCCUCUAGCCUGGUGCCUGUGUGCUUCUGCUCUAGCCUUCCACAUGGAAGCCAUUAACUGUUUUCUGACCAGCCACACGUUUCACGUCUGUACAUGCACCAUGGAAACAAUGCAGAAAGAAAUAAAAUAAUUUCUCCCUA
Messenger RNA from Coregonus clupeaformis (lake whitefish), 4533 nucleotides. RefSeq names its product metaxin-3. Gene Ontology annotation, cellular component: SAM complex. NCBI's taxonomy places the organism in Eukaryota, Metazoa, Chordata, Actinopteri, Salmoniformes, Salmonidae. The transcript has 9 exons. The record is from RefSeq and is a predicted model, not a curated record. Gene Ontology annotation, biological process: mitochondrion organization. Bases 33 to 953 code for a protein of 306 amino acids.